UUUAUAUUGGGGAGCUUUCAAUUAGACGCGUCUGGUUGCGUCUGCGCACGGAGCGGCUCCGCAGAAGAAGAAGCAGAAGAAGAAGCAGAAGCAGGAGGACGGCGGGCAACACCUGGACGGGAAUUAAGACACAAUGCCUUCCAACAAAGAUGACGGUGGAUGGAAGAAGUUUCUGUGGAAUUCGGAGACGGGGGAGCUGAUGGGACGCACGGGCUCCAGCUGGUUCAAAAUUGGGCUGUUUUACGUCAUUUUCUACGGCUGCCUGGCUGGGAUCUUCAUCGGGACCAUCCAGGCCUUGCUCCUCACCCUGAGCAACUACAAGCCCACCUGGCAGGACCGAGUCGCACCCCCUGGCCUUACGCACACCCCGCGGUCCGACAAAUCUGAAGUGGCCUUUAACCUCAACGACCUGGAGACCUACCUGCCUUACACCAGGGCCUUGAGGGACUUCCUGGCUCAGUACGACGACGAAAAGCAGCGCGACCCCACCAAGUUCGACGACUGUGGAGAUGAACCUGCCGACUAUAAGAACCGAGGGAACCUGGAGGACGAACUGGGCAGCAGACGGGCCUGUCGCUUCUCCCGCCGCCUGCUCGGACCUUGCUCCGGCAUCGAGGACCGCGAGUUCGGCUUCAAGGAGGGAAAACCCUGCAUCAUCGUCAAGCUCAACAGGAUCGUCAACUUCUAUCCAAGACCUCCUUCAUCCAAUGAAACCAUCCCUGAGGAGGCCCAGUACAAAGUCCAGCCCAACAUCAUCCCCCUGUACUGCACCAACAAGAAAGAGGAGGACGCCGGUAAAAUCGGGGAAAUUAAAUACUACGGCAUCGGCGGCGGCUUCCCCCUGCAGUAUUACCCCUACUACGGGAAGCAGCUGCACCCCCAGUACCUGCAGCCGCUGGUGGCGCUGCACUUCACCAACCUGACCCUGAACACCGAGCUGAGGGUGGAGUGCAAAGUGUACGGAGAAAACAUCAACUACAGCGACAAGGACCGCUACCAGGGACGCUUUGAUAUCAAGAUCCAGGUUAACAGUUUAUGACCGACGUCAGAGCCAUAGCAUCGCCCACCCCUCCCUCCCUCCCUCCUUUAGUCCAGUCCCUGCCCUUUACGCCCCCCCCCCCGCCCCUGAAUAGAAACCAAUGUAACGUAGACGACAAAUGCAGGAGGGAGGUAGGCUAUAGCAGUUAAGUCAAUCACAACUAGUUAACAAAAACCCUUCUAGGGACUGAUCUGUAAUCUGCUUUCAUCAGUAGCUUCUACACUUCUGUCUAGCAUUAGAAAGUAAUUUAGAGGUGACAUAGCAAUAGGCCUAAAACUAUUUAUUCUGCUGUAAAUGAGAUUUUUCCACAAGCCAUAGGACAUUUACCUGUUCACUGGUGGCUGUUAAGUGUAAUUGCAUCGACCUCCUGUACGUCCCCUCGGCAUAGGGCUGCCGUGUGUGGUUUCACUUUUAUUUUUGGAGUGUGCAGUAGUUGCAAAAUC
Sphaeramia orbicularis (orbiculate cardinalfish) is the source of this 1482-nucleotide messenger RNA. It is a transcript of the gene atp1b1b, whose product is annotated as ATPase Na+/K+ transporting subunit beta 1b. The coding region runs from base 134 to 1039 and encodes 301 amino acids. NCBI's taxonomy places the organism in Eukaryota, Metazoa, Chordata, Actinopteri, Kurtiformes, Apogonidae. The transcript has 6 exons. Gene Ontology annotation, molecular function: ATPase activator activity. Gene Ontology annotation, biological process: sodium ion export across plasma membrane; intracellular potassium ion homeostasis; intracellular sodium ion homeostasis. Gene Ontology annotation, cellular component: sodium:potassium-exchanging ATPase complex. The record is from RefSeq and is a predicted model, not a curated record.